Messenger RNA from Austrofundulus limnaeus, 630 nucleotides. RefSeq lists its product as uncharacterized. The record is from RefSeq and is a predicted model, not a curated record. NCBI's taxonomy places the organism in Eukaryota, Metazoa, Chordata, Actinopteri, Cyprinodontiformes, Rivulidae. The annotation marks the transcript as partial. The transcript has 3 exons.
AUGCUGUGGGUGCCACAGCUGAUGGUCCUGAUGCUGUGGAGGCUGCAGCUGAUGGUCCUGAUGCUGUGGGGGCCGCAGCUGAUGGUCCUGAUGCUGUGGGGGCCGCAGCUGAUGGUCCUGAUUCUGUGGGGGCCGCAGCUGAUGGUUCUGAUGCUGUGGGGGCCGCAGCUGGUGGUCCUGAUGCUGUGGAGGCUGCUGCUGAUGGUCCUGAUGCUGUGGGGGCUGCAGCUGAUGGUCCUGAUGCUGUGGGGGCCGCAGCUGGUGGUCCUGAUGCUGUGGAGGCUGCUGCUGAUGGUCCUGAUGCUGUGGGGGCCGCAGCUGAUGGUCCUGAUGCUGUGGGGGCCGCAGCUGAUGGUCCUGAUGCUGUGGGGGCCGCAGCUGAUGGUCCUGAUGCUGUGGGGGCCGCAGCUGAUGGUCCUGAUGCUGUGGGGGCCGCAGCUGAUGGUCCUGAUGCUGUGGGGGCCGCAGCUGAUGGUCCUGAUGCUGUGGAGGCCGCAGCUGAUGCUGAUGGUCCUGAUGCUGUGGGGGCCGCAGCUGAUGGUCCUGAUGCUGUGGGGGCCGCAGCUGAUGGUCCUGAUGCUGUGGGGGCCGCAGCUGAUGGUCCUGAUGCUGUGGGGGCCGCAGCUGAUG